UUUACAUAAGAAGUCGUUUAUUUGGUUUAUUUUCUCAGUGAAGCAUUGCCGCUAGCUAGCUAGCAUUAGCGAAACGUCCAAUAGCAACUACCUUGGUCGAGCUCGGCUCCGGAGUCCAAUAGGCGUAAAUAGGCGGUUGCUGUGUCGAAUUAAAUAUUUUAUAUUAAACUUUGAUUCUUUCAAUAAUCACAAUAGUAUGUAUAUAAAUGUCUUUAUUUCAUCGGGACUUUUACGGUGAGUACGGCGACCAGAUAUGACGUCACAUUGUAGUUUUCCCCACCCUCGUGUUUACUUGUAGGCCACAAUUCGGCGACCAAAUAUGACGUCACAUUGUAGUUUUAUUACGUUGCGUUUACUUGGAUGAAACAAAUAUAUCUUACACAAUGGUUUUCACUAUUACGCAUACUGUAAUAUAAAUAAAUUUUGAUGUUUAGUAGACAAACAACGCAUCCUAUGUUGAAAAAUCAAUGGACAUUUUGGGGUUAAAUUGUUGCGUUGGAAAGUGACGUCACCACGCCAAGUCUCGCGUGAGUUAUAGCUGCUUAUCGCGAUUGUUGCAGCCCGCGCGCAGUGGUCAGUCACAGACGGCGGUUAUCGACAGAGACUGUUGCUGUGAUUGUGUGCGUGUUUGCCAGAAAGUGAAUUGCUUUGAUCAGUUGAACUGCUUUGAUCAGAGUUCAUUCGCUUUGACCAAAGGCUGCCGACUGAGUCCCAACCCACCCCAACCCACCCCAACCCUCUUUAUCGCUGCUCCACCUUUUGUCUCUGACUUCUUUCACUCACUGUCCAUCUUGUGGUGUUGAUAAGACAAUCUGACUUGUGGAUAAGACAAUCUGAUUUGUGGAUAAGACAAUCUGACUUGUGGAUAAGACAAAAACCCUUUUUGGGCUGUGCAUUGAAAUAUAUCCCCUUGCAUCGGGGCCUGACUGUUGAGACUUCUUUAUUACCUGUUGUGUGGAAUCCAAUUGAGAAAAGACACGAGCCAUGCCACGCAAAAGCAAGAAGGCGCAAGCUGCCAAGGUAAGCUGGCAACAGCGUAAAAACAACACAGACUCUGGAAGUGCAGAUAAACCAACAACUGCCAAAGAAUUGAUGGCCAUUGAACCUGAAAACUCUAUGGAGGUAAUGAUGUCUACAUCUCAUGAUCCUGUAACAUGUGUUUUGGCAUCCUACAGUCAAGAUCAUCCAAAGUAUGCCGAUUCCAGAAACAGUCAGUGUGCUGCAAACUCUGCUACAUUUCUAGCUUUCCUGCAGGAGAUAGAGAAUGUGACCAGUGCUCACCUGGACCUUGUUCUCGAUCGAGGCAAUGAGCUCUAUGUGGCUACUGUGGCUGUGCUGAAAGCAGAAGGACGGUACGAACAUCAUCAUUUGGCAACCGAUGAAAUCCCAUCCAUUGUGAACGGCUUGCACAAACAGCAUGUGUUAAUAAAGUAUCAGUCAAUGUAUGGUCUUUUCAAUUCCGCUAUUGCUGAUGUGGCAUUUAUGAUGCUCUGUGACGGACUUCAGUGCCUGGUGUCAGAGGUAAAUUAUGCUCUUUUGGUUAUGAAUUCAUUGUUUAUUGCUGUUUUCCGAAACCACCAAGGCAGAUAUGGCUAUUUUGAUCCACACGCCAGAGAACGUGAUGGGCUCCCUCCGCCCUCCGGUGCACCGCGUGGUACAGCUGUCAUGAUGCUUUUUACAUGUUUGAACGAUCUGAUAGAUAAGCUCAUACAGGUUUUCACUCUGGCUGGUGCAGCUCCCACUACUCAAUAUGAAUUGAUGCCGGUAAGGUUUCAACCUGUUGACGAUGCAAGUGACCGUGAAAUGGCGAUUGAUGCAGAAUCAUCUCUUAUGACAACACACAAUGAUUUGUUAAGCAAGUCUGCUGCUGAGAUGACACAGCGUAUGGUGACGGGUGAGUCCAAACCAUGUGCGAGCAAACCCGAGUCCAUUGAAGGGGUACAUGACAAUAGUGAGGUAUGUACACAGCAAAAACAAACACGAGAUGUGUUGAAAAUUGCAAAAUCCAAAAGGAAAACAUUUCAGAGACGAACUCAAGCCCAAGAAAAGAUAAUUGAUAAUGCUAUGGCGAGACUCACAAAACAAGAAACAAGGCGAAUAAACUCAAACAUGAAAAGUAAGGAAAGAUACUGCCAAACUCCAGAGAUUAGACAACGUAAAAAGUCUUACAUCGUGACCCGCUACCAGCAAGACUCUGAUUUCCGUGUAAAACAAAAGUCGUUCGCAGUCGACCGCUAUCGCAAACAUGACACAAUUAAGAUGAAACAGCGCGCCUACAUCAGUCAGAGGACUCAGACGGUCGGGAACUACUGA
Molecule: messenger RNA, 2313 nt
Organism: Syngnathus typhle (broad-nosed pipefish)
Lineage: Eukaryota; Metazoa; Chordata; Actinopteri; Syngnathiformes; Syngnathidae
Exons: 6
Coding region: 985-2313 (442 amino acids)
Source: RefSeq, a predicted model, not a curated record